GAUGAAAACCUGUCUCAAUCUGCGAAGAAAUUCCAAGAGGCUAUUUGUGUGCUGCUGGUGGAGCUGUGUGAGAGAUUCACGUUCUUUGGCAUAGUCUGCAACAUGAUCCUCUUCUGCACUGUCAGACUUGGCUAUCGCAACUACCAGGCAGCUAUUGUCAAUAUGUGCUUCGUAGGCACCUCCGUGUUGACACCAGUACUGGUUGGCUGGGUUGCCGAAUGCCUGGUGGGGAGGAUCAAGCUUGUGUGCGUCUGCAUGUUUCUACACUUCCUAGGCACAGCGCUAUUACCUGUUGUGGCAUUCCCCUUUGAAGAUAUUUACAUUGACAGACGACAUAUUCUUCAUAUGCUAUCCAAAAGGGAGCAGAAAAUAGUAUUCUACUUUGCACUACUCACAGCUAGUCUGGGAAUAGGAGGCAUAAGAGCUAUAGUUUGUCCAUUAAGUGCAUACAACCUUGAGGACUGUGGACCAAAGGAACUGUUUUCUUUUUUCAACUGGUUUAAUUGGCUGGUUAACUUGAAUUCAGCAGUUGUCUUUGUCAGCAUUUCUUAUAUCCAGAAGUCUGUGGCCAGGAACCUUGGUUUUCUUAUCCCAUUUGUGUCCGUGCUUAUGGCUAUGAUCACAAUUCACAUGGUGCGGGGUGAAAUGAUUUACAAACCCAAAACAGACAGUUCCCUGCUGACGACUUUUGGGGUAAUUGCUAGCGCACUGAAAAAAACAUGCUGCGUGCGAUAUCGCUACUUUAGCGGAAGCGUGGCAAACUGGCUAGAUCAUGCCAAGGAAAACUAUGGUGGUCAGUACAGCGAGACUCAGGUGGAAAGCACGAAGUUGCUCUCCAGGCUCUUCCCGUUGUUUGCUUUCCAAAUUCUAUACAGAACAUGUAUUAUACAGAUUCCUUCAGGAUAUUAUCUCCAAACCAUGAAUUCCAACUUGCAUUUCAGUGGAUUCGUCUUGCCAGUUGCAGCAAUGAAUGUGAUAAGCAUCGUGCCACUACUGAUUCUUGUUCCUAUUCUGGAACAAAUUAACUCGUGUCUCUUUAAUGCCAAGGACACUGGACGUUCUCCAACAAUUUUCAUUGUUGUAGGUCAGUUAUCUGCUGCACUUUCUGUGAUGGUUGCUGGCUUCUCUGAAAUACACCGAAAGCAUUUCCCUCAGGUGGAGCAGACGCUUUCCGAGGAGGUUCUCCUGGUCUCCUCCAUGCCUUGCUUCCACUUAGCUCCUCAGUACAUCCUACUUGGAGUGGCUGAAGCCUUGGUAACUCCCUCCUGUUCCUUACUUGCAUUCCGGCUUGUGCCAGAAAGAAUUAGAGGGAUUUCCAUGCAUUUUUUAACUCUCUUUAAUGGAGCUGGCUGCUUUAUGGGAGCUUUCUUUGUUCACACAGCCCACGCAGGCACUCAAGGCAACUGGUUUCCACACUUGCUGCAUGAAGGUAAAUUGGAGAGAUUCUUCUUCUUCUUGGCUUCCUUAAUGAUGGUGAACACCCUGGGGUUCUGGACCAUUGCACACAGAUACAACAAUCUGAAUCAGGAAUACACCAAUGAAUUCAGAGGAAGUCUUCCUGAAGAAAAACUUUUGAAGCAUGAAAAAGCCAUCAAGCAUUAUGAUACUGUCCUGUAA
Messenger RNA from Haliaeetus leucocephalus (bald eagle), 1617 nucleotides. RefSeq names its product solute carrier family 15, member 5 (gene SLC15A5). The transcript has 9 exons. Gene Ontology annotation, biological process: transmembrane transport. Gene Ontology annotation, molecular function: transmembrane transporter activity. Gene Ontology annotation, cellular component: membrane. The record is from RefSeq and is a predicted model, not a curated record. NCBI's taxonomy places the organism in Eukaryota, Metazoa, Chordata, Aves, Accipitriformes, Accipitridae. The annotation marks the transcript as partial.